This is a messenger RNA of Amborella trichopoda, 5434 nucleotides long. Lineage: Eukaryota; Viridiplantae; Streptophyta; Magnoliopsida; Amborellales; Amborellaceae. The record is from RefSeq and is a predicted model, not a curated record.
UUAAAUUCAGGUCAUCAGGCGCCGCUUCGGCUGCUAUGUGAUUUCCGAAUAAAAGAGAACCCAGUUUCUCACCGAUGCUUUUAGUAAACCACCCUUCUUAUUUCUACACUUCUUUCUAGUCCAUUCCAAGAAACUUGUCUCGCAAAACUAGCUUCUUAAGAAAACGGUGACAGAUCCAUGUCAUCUACUUGUAAAUAUGGCGUAAGGAUUACGAUUUACGAGUGGGGGGAGCUGUGGUCGUUAGAGAGAGACGAACGUGGGCGUCCUCUCUCUCUCCUUGCGUUUCUCUCUCAUCAAUUCUACCCGCCCUUCCUCCUGCUUUCUCUGUCUAAUACCAAUCUUUCGCUCUCUACUGCCUCUCUCCCUCUCUCUCUCUACACAAGAGCUAAGAAGAAGGCGGACGAAUCCAGUUUCCGAUUCAGUGUGGUGCGCCCACAAUUCUCGCCCCACUCCUGCCUCCGCUCCAACCGCCACGCUCGCUCCCUAUUUAAACCCCAUUCUCUCUCUCUCUCUCUCUCUCUCUCUCUCCCUCUCUCUGUCUCUGUCUCUGUCUCUGUCUGUCUCUGUCUCUCUCUAAAUCUACACUUUGAAAUCUCAUCAUUUGCAGGCUUAUAUGUCAUUUCAUUCCUGAUCUUAUUUAUCUGAAAAUCCCUAACUUUCUCACUCUCAGAUUAUUUGGGGCCAAAAUUGAAGGGCAUCUGCGCGUUUUGGCCCUGAUCUUACCCAAAAACCCUAACUUUAUCUCGCUACUCAAUUGUAACGGGUUCCAAGCUUGCUGCAUAUUUUUCCACUGUUGCUGAGAUUCAUCUGCUUGCAUGGAAACUAAUUUUUGACUUAAAAGGCCAACUACUUGCUGUUCGAUUAUUUUAUGGUUGUUGAUAAACUUUUUAUGUCAGUAUAGUAGUCAUGCAUAAUCCUCUGAGCAUUUUCCAUUGAAUAUGAUCCUUUGAGCAUUUGCCAUCGGAUGUUUGGGAAGGUACUGAAACGACGAAAAUAAACAUGUGCAGGAUGGGAUAUGUGGAAUAGUUGUCAUAUUUCAAAUUUUGAGAAUAUCAAACCUUGUUUCCCAACCUUUGGGGUGUGCCUUUCCUAUAUUUUUCUCCUGUAAAUGGAAGGAAGGUCGAACGCUUACUUUGAUGUCAAUAUCCUUUUAUAUUGGUUAAUCAUCUUAAAAUUUGGGUUUCCUUGAUUAUUAUAUCAUGAAAUGCUAGAGAGCCAUGGGUUGCCCCAUGGUCCCAGAGCACAAAUAAUUCACAAUUGUUUAGCAUCCAAUCUUCCCUGGAGUCUGUUCCCAUAAAAGAGAAACCCGCCCUUUCCACUGUUCUUCUCAUCUAGCAAUAAGUUGGGUUAGCUAAUUCUUUAAAUUGUUCUGAUACUAUCUUGAUGUUCUUUAAAUUGUUCUGAUACUAUCUUGAUGUUGACACACAUGUAAUAAUCUCAGGACAUUUGUUUUACACAGCUCAACAUGCCUAAAUUUGUUAUCCAUAGCUUUGUCCAAAUAUACCAUUGCUUGAAAGUUGGCUGCCUGAAUGCCUGGGCAGCCUGUCUAGGCAGGCGAGGGCCUUAGGCACAUUGCUUAGGGCCAUUGGCAGCCUACUUGUGUGGAGGGGUCCCUAGGUGCCUGCUUAGGCAGGUGUUUUACCCUGCCGUGGCCUUUCUUCUUCUUCUUCUUGUAAGCAAACACUUGGACUUGUGCUCUUGUCACGGGACACUUGGAGGACACAAUCUCUCUCUCUACAUCUUCUUCUUCUCGUCGUUGAACACUUGGACUUAUGCUUUUUGUCAUGGAAUACUUGGAUGCCGCUCUCUCUCUCUCUACAUCUUCAUCUAGCACUCUCAUCAUCCGACACAUGGAUGUCUCUCUCUCUCUCUCUCUCUCUCUCUCUCCACAUAUAGAUAGAUAUCCCCACCCCAAGCACCCCAUAUAUAUUAAUAUACAAUUCUCCCCCUCCUUGUGCCUUGUUAUCUACGGUGCGCCUCAAUCAUGAGUAUCAAUGAUUUUUUAGUAUCUAUAAUCAUAGUUGAUGUAAUUUUCAGAAAGACAUUUUUUGGUAUGGCAUGUUUUAGUCUUUUCUCCUUUGGACAAUCAUGGAGUAUUAAAACAUGUCAAUCCUUUAGUUGCUGCCACAAUCCAUUGAGAUUUAGUUGUUUGUCGUAAUGAUUAGUGAAAAAAAGUUUCUCUGAAAAAAUUUUAUAUCUAUCAAAAAAAUAUUAGAAAUAAUUGUAAUAUUGUGAUCUAUGUUAUACAUGCUCAUGCAGAUGAGUUUAAAAUGAACAAUUUUUUUGUCUGGUUCUAGUUCAACCAAUGGGACCAGAUUGUCAGGUCCGGUUUUUAGGACAUUGAGUUUAUCUCAAGAUUCUUCUUUUAUGUAGUUUGACAAUUCUUGAAUGACUAGCAUGGCCAAGAGCUUUGAAGAUGACCCCUAAACCUGAACAUGCAAAGCUUUUGAAGGGGAGCGAAGUAGGCUUUGGCAUUUGAAUGUCUUGGGUCCAGAUUAGACUUUCACCUUAGGGGAUAUGUGUUUUUCACACCUUUGUGAGUUUCUAGAAUAGGUGGUGCUUAAUAUUAAGGAAUCUGAUUUUGUACCUUGAGGGGUUUUGGUACCAUAUGUUUGUUGUGUAGCCAAAGGGCCAAAAGGGCAGUGUGUGUGUGUGUGAGAGAGAGAGAGAGAGAGGAGGGGGCGGGAAAUGACUUGGUGGGCGUGUUUCCAGCAAUGGUCCUUGGGGUGGGGAGGGGUGGAUCGACAUUCUCUAUCGUUGUUUGGUUUCUGUUAUGUCAAUAUAAUCAAUGAUAACAAAAAAAAAUGGAAUAUCAAAAGCCGUGAUGCCACAGUCCUUGGGAUUGGCUGUCAUAUUCAUGUCUGAUACCAUGGAAAUACAUAAAAUUACAAAAGACACAUUUCCUUCCUAUUUCCUUUGUUGUAAACAGGCAUCAUAUAAUGAUGAUUAUAGAAGGAAUGAGUUGAUUUGAAUAGGAAAUGAUAGAUUUGUGAUGGAAAAAGUUCUCCACGACACUUUGGAUUAUUAAGAGUUCAUGGAGGUCCUUGUGUGCUGGUCGACAUUUUGUACAAAUCAUGUAACCGUUAGAAAUUCAAACUGCACUUGUGAAAUCAGGUGCAUAUGGAAAGUCUUCAACUGCAGGUUUGAAGAAAGCUGUUGAAAACUUUUGGUUUUGUUCCUGUUCUUUGAACAUCCUGGGUCUAUAAUCCUGCAAUGGGUAUUUUGAAGUUUUUGUUUUCUGUUAAAAUUUCAUUUAACAAGUUUGGUGUAAAUUCUCGAUGUUGUUUUUUUAGUCUUCAUUCUCUUCAUUUUGGAAUCUUCUGAUCUGUUUGGCAGUGAGAUUUUUCAAAUUUUGUAAUUGGCCAUGUUGCAUUUUACAAAAAACACUAAAUAUGACAAAGGAAAUGCAAGUAAUCACUAUUGUUUUAAAAGAAAAGGUGACAAUAUAUUACCAUUAUAGCAUAGUUACAAAAACUCCUCAUGAGAAAUGAGGUAUUAUGGCAGCCCACAAACUGGGUGCUGUGCUGUCAAAAAAUCAUAUGAGAAUUUUGUUAUUGAGAAAUUUGGAGUUCUAUCAGAAAUAAAAAGAUGUCCCUGAAAAUGUUCUUGUAGAUGCAGCUCCAAGAAUUGCAUAGCUUCUGUCAAUAUCCAUUUGAAGGGUUGUUGCUUCUCUAAGUGAAAUUAUAGAAGGUUUGGUGAGAGAACUCUUUGAUCACUGGGCAUCGUGGUCGAGGGAAACAAAAUUAAAGCCUCUUUUGUAGUGUAUAUAUUUUAAUUUCAGUUUUCAUUUUGAUAGCUGACAAUGAAUAAUGAACUACUAAUGAAAGCAGAUACAAGGUAUUUAUGAUGAAUGAUGAUGAUGGAUAGAUGAUGGUUAUCAAGAAAAGAGGAAAAAGGUUCCAAUUGAAAAAGAUGGCAAAGAGCAGGAGCCGCCGCAAAUCUGCUUCCAGACGCUGCAUGCUGCACCCACGCCCCUCAAAAUUCACACGCCAUUGGAACCUAGACAACACGGCCCACAGCACAAGCAACAAGAAAAUCCCGAAAUCAACUGCCACUGAACCCUCAUUGAAGAAAGACUGGGAAGACGCAACAUGCUCUGUGUGUAUGGAAUACCCUCACAAUGCAGUCCUCCUCCUUUGCUCCUCCCACGACAAGGGCUGCCGCCCCUUCAUGUGUGGGACCAGCCGCCGCUUCUCCAACUGCCUCGACCAAUUCAAGAAGGCCCAUGCCAAAGCCCGUGACCUCCAGGCCCCUCCCAGCCUUGCCCAAGUGGGGUCCAUCACUCCCUCAGAUAGUGAGGAUGCAUCCUUAGAGGGCGAUGACGAGGGUCCCGUAGAGAGGUGGGAGGUGGGGGAGCUGGUGUGCCCCCUCUGUCGGGGCCAGGUCAAGGGCUGGACUGUGGUGGAGCCUGCUCGGGCCUACUUAAACCUGAAGCAUAGGGGGUGCAUGGAGGAGGGGUGUGGGUUCACAGGAACAUACAGAGACCUGAGGAGGCAUGUGGAGUUGGAGCACCCAUGCUCCCGCCCUUGCCAGGUGGAUCCGGAGCGGCAGCGUGACUGGAGGCGGUUUGAGCGAGAGAGGGACCGUGAGGAUGUCAUGAGUACCAUCCGUUCCACAAUGCCCGGGGCAGUGGUCUUGGGUGAUUACGUCAUCGAGGGUGGGGAGCCUUCGGCAGCUGAGGAUGGCAACUGGCUAGAUGUCCUACUCCUUUUUCAGGCGUUGGGUCCAGCUGCCGAGGGAGCCAUGGGGGGUGGGAGGAACUUGUCGUCGAGAUUGAGGAGGCUUGCGAUGGGUCGACACCGAGGAGGGAUUGUUGGGAUGGGCUCCACAUCGGGGUUGGGGGAGUGGGGGGAGGGGUCAGAUAGUGACGACUUUGCAGCAGGGCCUUUCCAGAGGAGACGACGUAGAACGAGGCGGAGGGCGUUGAGGGACAUGCAUUGAUGUGUGAUGUGGGUAUUGGAUGUGGUGGGCCGUGGUGAGGCCCUAUUGCAGGUAUGAUGUGGACGCUGUAUAUGUGAUGUGCAUAGACAUUGUGCAUAAACAUGAUCCCAUGGUCCUUUUCCCUGUCUUUGAGGUAGGAUAGGAGUGUUUUUAUUUCCUGCUCUUUCCGUUGUGAAAUUGUUGCUCUCUCUCUCUCUCUCUCUUUCUCUCUCGCUCUAAUCUCUCUUGCUCAUCAUUUGUAGGCAAUCGGCCUACAUUAAAUCCUGGGGUUUUGUGAUUAUUUGGCCGUUAUAAAUAUACUUGCUUUUUGGGUUUGUAUGGGUAGGCUUGCUUGGAUUGGCUGGUGGCCAGUGCUGCCCCCUGAACCACAUAACCAAGAAUUGGAGAGAGAAAUGGUCGUAACAUUCUCUCAACAGUUGAAUUAUUGACGUCUCAGUUGGAAACUAGUGACCGUAAUUCGAUCAAUUUAUUAGUCCAGUUCCGAUAUUGUUCA